AUUUUUCUGUUUUUGAAUCCUUUCUCUUUUUUCAUAUAAAAAAGAGAAGCAUCUUUACGGUUUAGAAUAGACACAAACUAAUAUAACUGCAGCAUCCGGGUCUCUGGCCACAACUCAAUCAAGAAACCAGCUAUUUUUAUUUAUAACAGCCCCUUUCUGUCAUGGAUAAAGAAAAAACUUACGCCGGUAGCAAUCGGUCCAUUGAUAUACGUUCCGACUCUUCCACAAUGUCACCCAAAGUCGGAUUACACAGAGGAUUAAAAGCAAGGCAUAUUCAAAUGAUUGCCUUAGGUGGAACCAUUGGUACCGGUUUAUUCAUGGCAUCCGGUAAAGCCAUUUCAAAUGGUGGUCCCGGUGGUGCUUUGGUUGCCUACGCUAUUGUAGGUCUCUUGGUCUUUUGCGUCAUGAUGAGCUUGGGUGAAAUGGCUGCCUAUGUUCCCGUAUCUGGUAGCUUUUCUCACUACGCUAAACGUUUUGUUGAUCCCUCAUUGGGAUUCAUGCUCGGUUGGAUCUAUUGGGUCAAUUGGUCCGUCGGUGUCGCUGUCGAACUAACUGGUGUUGCCAUGAUCAUGGAAUACUGGGUCAAAUCAAUCCCAUCUGUGGUCUGGAGUAUUAUCUGUCUUGUCAUCCUUGUCUGUAUCAACGUCUUCUCUGUCAAAGGAUAUGGUGAAGUCGAAUAUUGGGUUUCACUCGUCAAGGUCUUGACUGUCAUUGCGUUUAUCAUUGUUGGUAUCUGCGUAAAUACAGGUGCAGCGGGUGGUAAUCACAUCGGCGUUUCCAACUUUCAUCUUGAUGGUGGUGCAUUCCCCUUUGGGUUUCUCGGUGUCUUUAACGUCUUUAUUACUGCUGCCUUUUCCUUUAAUGGUGUAGAAAUCGUUGGUAUCACAGCAGGUGAAUCUGAAAAUCCACACAAGACUGUACCCUCAGCCGUCAAGCAAGUUUUUGCUCGUAUCGUUCUCUUUUACAUCUUAUCCAUUCUCAUCAUUGGCCUCAACAUACCUUAUACAGAUCCCAAUCUACUAAAGGGAUCUGGCAACGUUGCUGUUUCUCCAUUUACCCUUGUCUUCAAGAUGGCUGGUGCCGCUUGGGCAGCAGAUCUUAUGAAUGCCAUCAUCUUACUUACCAUGAUCUCCGCUGGUAACUCUGGUGUUUACUCUUCUAGCCGUACCUUACUUGCUUUGGCUGAAGAUGGAUCUGCUCCUCGCAUCUUUGCUCGUGUCAACCGAUGGGGCAUUCCCAUCUGGUCUGUUUUGGCUACAUGUACUGUCGGCUGCCUUGCUUUCUUGACUAGCUUGUUCAAAUCAGGCACUGUCUUCAACUGGUUGACUGCUCUACCCUCGGUUGCUGGUCUUAUCGUCUGGGUAUCUAUUUCUAUUACCCACAUCCGUUUCCGUAUGGGCCUAAAAGCACAGAACAUCUCAACCUCUUCUCUUCCUUAUGCGGCUCCCUUUUUUCCCAUCAGUGACAUUUUUGUCAUUGUGAUUGGUUGCAUCGUUAUUGCCGGACAAGGAUAUCAAACUUUCCUUCCUCCUAUUGAUCCCAAAAACUGUGUCUCUGCUUAUCUUAGUGUCAUGUUUUGUGUUGUUCUCUAUUUUGGCCACAAGUUGGUCAAACGUCCUAGCUUUGUCAAGGCCACUGAAAUGGAUUUUGUGACAGGUACAUUAAAGUAUGACCCAAUGUCAAUCAAGGAAGGAGAGUCACUGGAUGAUGAUAUACCUUUAUGGAAGAGGAUAUUGAAGAAGCUAGUAAACAUCAUUGCUUAGACAAAUUGUAUAUAUAAUGUUUCAACAACGUUUUUAUGUACAUACACA
This is a messenger RNA of Rhizopus microsporus ATCC 52813, 1811 nucleotides long. RefSeq lists its product as uncharacterized. Gene Ontology annotation, biological process: amino acid transmembrane transport. Gene Ontology annotation, molecular function: amino acid transmembrane transporter activity. Gene Ontology annotation, cellular component: membrane. The coding region runs from base 162 to 1763 and encodes 533 amino acids. The record is from RefSeq and is a predicted model, not a curated record. NCBI's taxonomy places the organism in Eukaryota, Fungi, Mucoromycota, Mucoromycetes, Mucorales, Rhizopodaceae. The transcript has a single exon.